Molecule: messenger RNA, 891 nt
Organism: Pipistrellus nathusii (Nathusius's pipistrelle)
Lineage: Eukaryota; Metazoa; Chordata; Mammalia; Chiroptera; Vespertilionidae
Source: the annotation of a GenBank genome assembly
AUGCGGACGCCGGCGGCGAUGACGCUGGGCAUGGUGCUGGCGCCCUGCGGGCUGCUGCUGACCCUCACCAGCACGCUGGCCCCCGGCUGGCGCCUGGUGAAGGGCUUCCAGGACCAGCCGAGGGACGUGGUGCUGUACCAGGGCCUGUGGGACAUGUGCCGCGAGCAGAGCAGCCGCGAGCGCGAGUGCGGCCAGCAGGACACGCUGGGCUACUUCCAGGCCGAGCCGGUGCUGGUGGCCCGCGCGCUCAUGGUCACGUCGCUGGCCGUCACGGGCCUGGGGCUGCUGCUGGCGUCGCUCGGGGUGCGCUGCUGGGAGGACGAGCCCCACUUCGCGCUGGCGGGCGCCUCGGGCGUGGCGCUCUUCGCCGCCGGCCUCCUCAGCCUCAUCCCCGUGUCCUGGUACAACCACUUCCUGCAGGACCGCGCCGUGCUGCCCGCGCCCGCCAGCCCGGUCACGGUGGAGGUCAGCUACAGCCUGGUGCUGGGCUACCUGGGCAGCUGCCUGCUGCUGCUGGGCGGCCUGGCGCUGGCGCUCAGCUUCGCGCCCUGGUGCGAGGAGUGUCGCCGCCGCCGCCGCAAGGCGGGGCCCCGCGCCGCCGGCCCGCGCCGCCCCAGCAUCAGCACCGUGACCAUCGACUGGCCCCAGCCCGCGCUCCCGCCCGCCAUCAAGUACUACAGCGACGGCCAGCACCGGCCGCGGCCCGCCGACGCCGGCCCCGCCGCCCCCGCCAAGCCCAAGGUGGGCUUCCCCAUGCCGCGGCCGCCGCCCAGGACCUACACCAACCCCCUGGACGUGCUGGACGGGGAGACUGAGGUCAACUCCCAGGGCGCGUCCUCGCGCAGCACCCGGCCCUGCCAGAGCUCCCUGCCCUGCGACUCCGACCUGUAG